Messenger RNA from Aspergillus terreus NIH2624, 1797 nucleotides. Its product is annotated as asparagine synthetase domain-containing protein. NCBI's taxonomy places the organism in Eukaryota, Fungi, Ascomycota, Eurotiomycetes, Eurotiales, Aspergillaceae. Gene Ontology annotation, molecular function: asparagine synthase (glutamine-hydrolyzing) activity. Bases 1 to 1797 code for a protein of 598 amino acids. The record is from RefSeq and is a predicted model, not a curated record. The transcript is spliced from 2 exons.
AUGUGUGGGAUCUUCUUCUCCGUCAGUGCAACUGGACCCGUGGAUCCCACCCUGGAGACCUGUUCUCUACUGCGCAACCGAGGGCCAGACAGCUUCCAAGAGCACACGCUUCACCAAGAUGUCGCCAUUGGAUGUCCUGAAACUCACAGAACGCGCCCUGUCGCCCUUACUUUCGCGUCAACAGUCCUGUCGAUGAGAGGGGCAUCUGUACUUUCACAGCCGAUAGUAGACACAACAAGUCACUCCGUAUUGUGCUGGAAUGGCGACGCCUGGAGGAUAACAGGUGAACGUAUCCAAGGCAAUGACGCCGAACUGAUCUUUCACUUAUUGCUGCAGGCUGCAAGUCCCUCGUCAGAUGCAUCUGGACGUUCGCAGGCUUCGGUGCAGAGAGUUGCAGAUGUCAUCAGCAGCAUCUCCGGGGCUUUUGCGUUUGUCUUCUACGACGCAGUCAAUUCCCGUCUGUAUUUUGGCAGAGAUUGCUUGGGAAGGCGUUCCCUGCUUCAAGGUUUCGAUGCCAGCGGAGCUUUCAAAGUCUGCAGUCUUUGCGAUGGCACCUCCACCAAUUUCGAGGAGGUAGACACCAAUGGAGUGCAUAUGAUUGACUUGACGCAUGAUAUCUUUCGGGUCCACCCUGAAGUUCCUACUGCUGACACUAACGCCACUUCUUUCAAUCAAAAUAGCAUCCAAACGCUCCCAUGGGAGCGUACAGAGUCAUCCACGCCUCAUCUAAAAAAUCCCAUCCCAUUGAUGAACAAAUCUCUCCCAGCAUCCACCCCACCUCAGCUGAAUACCGAAUCUCCUGCAGUCAAAUUACUAGAGGAGAAGCUCCGCGAAUCCCUCGCGGUGAGAAUCCAAAACGUUCGCGAGCCUCCAGAAUUCUCGGUUGAGAGAAACACCAAGACCGCCGUGCUGUUCUCCGGCGGCCUCGACUGCACUCUCCUCGCUCGGCUGUCGCACGAACUUCUACCCCCCGACGAGACGGUGGAUCUACUCAACGUCGCGUUUGAAAAUCCUCGUGUUGCAGCCGCGGCAGCUGCAUCAUCAAAGAAAGACAAAGCAGCCCAAGUGUCAUCGAAAGAACUAUCCGUGUACGAGAGCUGCCCGGACCGGAUCACCGGACGCGCCGCCUUCGCCGAGCUCCAGAGGGUGUGUCCGAGCCGGAACUGGCGGUUCGUCGCAAUCGACAUCCCCUACGUGGAGACCCUCGCGCACCGGGACACGGUGAAACGCCUGAUGCGCCCCCACAACACGGAGAUGGAUCUGUCAAUCGCCUGCGCGUUGUAUUUCGCCGCCCGCGGCCAAGGGACAGCCGUUGACAGCCGGCAGCCUGACGCCGCACCAAAGCCCUACACCACGCCGGCUCGGGUGCUUCUCUCGGGCCUGGGCGCCGACGAGCUCUUCGCAGGCUACUCACGCCAUGGGGUGGCGUUCGCGCGCGCCGGGUUUCCGGGGUUGAUCGACGAGAUCGAUCUGGACGUCAGCCGGCUCGGCAAGCGCAAUCUCGGUCGGGACAACCGGGUCCUCGCGCACUGGGGGCGGGAAACGCGGUUCCCGUACCUCGACGAGGACUUCGUCUCGUGGGUGGUGCAGAUGCCCGUCUGGGCGAAGUGCGGCUUCGGCGUCCCGGAGGAUGCCCUCGCUCCGGCACUGGACGCGGAGAAGAAAGCCCUGCGACUCGUGGGCGCUCCGUCUAGGCAUGUCGGGCGUGGCGCGCGAGAAGAAAACGUGCGAUCCAGUUUUGGGCUCUCGCACCGCCAAAAGGGAGAAAGGCCGCACCCAGGGGCACCGAUGCAUUGA